GCGCUAGUGUUGGGUGUUCCGCUGUGCUGUUUUUCCGUCAUGGCUCGCACUAAGCAAACUGCUCGGAAGUCUACUGGUGGCAAGGCGCCACGCAAACAGUUGGCCACUAAGGCAGCCCGCAAAAGCGCUCCGGCCACCGGCGGCGUGAAAAAGCCCCACCGCUACCGGCCGGGCACCGUGGCUCUGCGCGAGAUCCGCCGUUAUCAGAAGUCCACUGAACUGCUUAUUCGUAAACUACCUUUCCAGCGCCUGGUGCGCGAGAUUGCGCAGGACUUUAAAACAGACCUGCGUUUCCAGAGCUCCGCUGUGAUGGCUCUGCAGGAGGCGUGCGAGGCCUACUUGGUAGGGCUAUUUGAGGACACUAACCUGUGCGCCAUCCACGCCAAGCGCGUCACUAUCAUGCCCAAGGACAUCCAGCUCGCCCGCCGCAUCCGCGGAGAGAGGGCGUGAUUACUGUGGUCUCUCUGACGGUCCAAGCAAAGGCUCUUUUCAGAGCCACCACCUUUUC
This is a messenger RNA of Homo sapiens (human), 508 nucleotides long. RefSeq names its product H3 clustered histone 1 (gene H3C1). Gene Ontology annotation, cellular component: nucleosome; chromosome; nucleoplasm. The transcript has a single exon. Gene Ontology annotation, molecular function: structural constituent of chromatin; DNA binding; protein heterodimerization activity. The record is from RefSeq and is marked reviewed. Bases 40 to 450 code for a protein of 136 amino acids. Lineage: Eukaryota; Metazoa; Chordata; Mammalia; Primates; Hominidae.